AUGUCUGAAUAUUUCGGCGGAGUGCAAGCACUCUCCGGUGGCCUCGCCAACCAAGAACAGCUCCGUCGAAACGCAAUAAGAAAAUUGGAAGCAGAGGGCAAGAUUGAGAAGGGUUCUUGGGAGAGGGAAAUGGCAUCGAUAGAUCACGAUGGCGUGGCCACGAAGAAGAAAGAGGUGAGCAAAGCCGAGGAGACAGGGAAAGAAUAUCUGGGUGGUACGAAUGCUGGUGGACGGACUAGCACUACGGUGUAUGAGGCACCAUCGACAUAUGAAUCCAAGGAAGAGGGCUCCACUGGAGAUGGAGAGGCAUCGACAGGUGUGAAAGGUGCUGUGCGCAAGCUGUUUAAGAAAUGA
This is a messenger RNA of Alternaria burnsii, 354 nucleotides long. RefSeq lists its product as uncharacterized. The record is from RefSeq and is a predicted model, not a curated record. The coding region runs from base 1 to 354 and encodes 117 amino acids. The transcript has a single exon. NCBI's taxonomy places the organism in Eukaryota, Fungi, Ascomycota, Dothideomycetes, Pleosporales, Pleosporaceae.